AUGAAAUGCAUUUUCUUUUCAGCUCAAGCUUGUGCAGAUGUUCUGGCACUAGCCAAAGAAGCAAGAAAGCGAAAUCUUGGUCCUCUUCAUCCUUCCUUUAACGUGAUGAAGAUAAUAAGAGAUGGACUGAUAAGAAAUCUUCCAGAGAACACUCACCAGUUGUCAUCAGGCAGACUGUGUAUUUCACUAACCAGAGCAUCAGAUGGCAAAAAUGCAUUGAUAUCCAAUUUUAACUCUAAAGAAGAAGUUAUCCAGGCUUUAAUCUGUAGUUCGUUUGUCCCUAUUUAUUGUGGCCUAAUUCCACCAUCAUUUAGAGGUGUGCGCUAUGUGGACGGAGGAAUCAGUGACAACUUACCUCACUAUGAGUGCAAGAAUACCAUCACGGUUUCCCCUUUCGCUGGGGAGUGUGACAUCUGCCCCAAGGGCAAGUCUGCCAACUUCCAUGAGAUGAAUGUGACCAACACCAGCAUUCAGUUCAGUCUGGGGAACCUUUACCGUUUAACACAAGCUCUCUUUCCACCAGAGCCUAAGGUACUAGGAGAGAUCUGUGAGCAAGGAUAUUUGGAUGCUCUCAAAUUCUUGAAAGAGCAUGGUAUUCUGAAUGAUUCAAUUUAUAUCCACUUGUCCUUCACGAGAAGAAAUCCUCACGAAGCUGCACAACAUAUUGACUGUGUGAAGAGAAGAGCAUUGACAGAAAAUAACAGAGUAGAAACUUUGAAGAUGGAAAUACUUAAUGACCAGCUGAAGCAGAAUCCAUGGCCUUUGGAGAAGAGCAUAUUUGAGAGUCUACCUCCCAGACUUCGUAAAGCACUGCAGGAAGCUUGCAAAGAACAGAAUGGGUUCUACGCUCAGUUCUCUAAGCUGUUCCCAAUGCGGGUGAUCUCCUACCUGAUGCUACCAUACACACUACCAGUGGAGUCUGCUUACUCAGUCGCUAUAAGGCUAGUAAACUGGUUUCCUGACAUGCCUGCUGAUGUUCGAUGGAUGCAAGAACAGCUUUUUCGGAUCGCUGGUACAGUUUAUUCCCAGGCUAAAAGCAAAUUGUUCAGCACAUCCAGGAAAGACAAUUAUGCCUCACUAAGGAAAUGUCAAACUGUCCCAUCUACUAUGGAAUUCCAUUCCUCAUACUGCCACCUCAAAAUGCCUCACUCCUCUGCGCACAUCGAGAGCUGGCUCUGGGAAUCUUCCUGCUUCAUGCACUCAGCCAUGGCAAAUGCUUCUGCUAAUAUGCCAGAGCAUCCAGACUUCAACUCCUACCCUAAUUUUCUCCCAAAUUCUGACGAGUCUGCGUUGGAAAUAGAUGUUGACUCUUCCUCAGAAACAAGUUUCCAUACGGCUCCAGAGUAUUAA
Molecule: messenger RNA, 1350 nt
Organism: Acanthisitta chloris (rifleman)
Lineage: Eukaryota; Metazoa; Chordata; Aves; Passeriformes; Acanthisittidae
Product: patatin-like phospholipase domain-containing protein 2
Exons: 8
Coding region: 1-1350 (449 amino acids)
Biological process (GO): lipid homeostasis; triglyceride catabolic process
Cellular component (GO): membrane; cytoplasm; lipid droplet
Molecular function (GO): triacylglycerol lipase activity
Source: RefSeq, a predicted model, not a curated record